AUGUCUUCUUUUACGUCUCAAAGAAGAUCAAGAGGGUCAAAUUUAUGGAGUGAGUGGAAAUGGAAUAGUGCAACGAAAGAGUUGGAAUCAUUUCGCAUUAAUGCUAGGGGUAAGAAAGAAUGGAGGUACAGUUCUGGCCAAUCAACUUCUGGCGCAUCCGCUGGUUCAAAUGUCCCGAGGUUUGAUGAUAGCUCCCCGCUGGAACCAGUUUCUGCAAAUACCACUCAAUAUUCAGUGGAUCGCAACUACACUACAGGCAACAACGAUGUUGGAUCUUUAACCAAUUCACUGGCGGCCACUACUUUGACUUCAAUAGCCAAUGUAGAUCCACCUAUUGUGGCCAAGCUUGAAAAAGCCAACACUUCCACUGAGCAUACGGACUUUGAUCCAAUCCUUUGGUCUGAACCGUCUGGUGAAGCCCGUGGAGGGACCAUCACGUCGGUCAGACGACAGAAGCAUGGCGAAGAUUUGUAUGCAAAAGUUCGGAGUCAGGCCGAUCAUGACUUACAGAAAGAGAGGGACAACCAAGCCGGGAGUGCAUGCUGA
Molecule: messenger RNA, 546 nt
Organism: Sclerotinia sclerotiorum 1980 UF-70
Lineage: Eukaryota; Fungi; Ascomycota; Leotiomycetes; Helotiales; Sclerotiniaceae
Exons: 3
Coding region: 1-546 (181 amino acids)
Source: RefSeq, a predicted model, not a curated record